Molecule: messenger RNA, 2290 nt
Organism: Aegilops tauschii subsp. strangulata
Lineage: Eukaryota; Viridiplantae; Streptophyta; Magnoliopsida; Poales; Poaceae
Source: RefSeq, a predicted model, not a curated record
UACUAAUCUGUAUGUGAUGCCCUCAUACUUCUAUGCAAUUAACUCGCAGCACUUCCCGCACCACCACACUUCUCUUCCCCUUGCGUGCUCUUGCCCUGCCCGCACCUCCCACAUGGUCUUCAUGGCCGCGCCGCCACCUGGCCCGCCUCUGGAAACCGGCACCAGCAUGCGACCGGCCAUGGAUCCGCUCGAGGGGUAAACGGAGCAGGGCGGCGGUUCUUGCCGGCGCCAAGGAGGGCGAACAGGAGAGCACCCCGGAGAUGUAUAAUUCCGUUGGCGCGCCGCCGCAUCUGAGGGCGCCAAGAAGCACGAUCUUGAGGGAAUUGACUGAUGGUGUGGGAUUGGUGGUCUAGAGCGGCGGGCGACCCGAAAGAACGAAAUACUCUGUUUUUGACGUUCUUCUUGGUUCUUUGGCGCAGGAACAGCCUGAGUCGGACUCGCAACACGACAUCCAUCGCCGCCGGAGCUGACGAUGGCGCCGGUUCAGAGGCCCUGUUCUUGGCACAUCGUCAUCCUCGGUGUCGGCGUCGGCGGAAGUCAGGCAUGAAGACGUCUCUGUGAUGGCCGGCGGCGAUCAGCUUGCCGGGCUGGGAGACGACCCGCAGCAGAAACAGGCUUGCUUCACGCAUGUUGAUCGGUACACGCCAUGCCGCCUGACUCCCGUCGCCGCCUGUUGUCGCGAAGCAGAAAGCAAUACUCCACGAAGUGCUCCGUCGCCACGGGGGCAUCGACUUCUGCCAGCGCAAUGGCCGCAGCCCGCAGGAGCAUUGAAUCCCGGAGGAAACGGUAGACACAACCGACGCUGAAAGCUUGCCGGAGCAUCUCAUGUAUGUGGCCUGCGGCUCCUCGGCUUGGAGUUGGUUAAGGGACGUCACGGGUCAGCCCAAGCGCCCGCACAGCGUCGAGACCUUCAGGAUCAGGGACGUGAGCCGUCACGCCGCCCGUGCCUGCGAGCUAUGCACCGCGAUCAGCCGCCUCAGACAAUUGUGCGGCGAAUCAUGUCAUCAGCUGCGGCCCCAGAAGAUCCCAACGGGAGCGGGAGGAUUUACGUCCUCAUUCUCGUUGUUCUUGGCGCUUCAUCAUGGUGUCAUGCAUGCUGUUCUACAUCGUCGCCCAGAAAAGCGAGUACGGCCUGUCGGGAGAGAAGCAGUACAAUGUGAGCAACUGAGCAUACACUUGUGAUGCAUUUUUCUGGUUUAUAGGUGUACGUGCGUUAUGAUCUGAUGGUGUUGUUUUUUCGUGUUGUUUCUGUUCUUCAGUUACGGUUAGUGAUAUGGUUCGGGAUUUAGCAAAAGGAUAUAGUUGCAUACUAGGGCUCGCAAAUAACAUUUGGGGGUCACACAAGGCCUUGCAAUAAUCCUUUAUCUGCACUUCGGGUUUUUUUGACGCAGUCCCUGUUAGAAUAUCACUGUUAUGUCUCGUUGUGCCUGAUGAUUUGGGCGAAGUGGAGGUCGCACACAUGCCGAUCUGGGUGCGCGUCCAUGACAUACCUCCGAUCAUGCUAGAUGAAGGUGUUGCAUGGAAGCUUGGGGCAGAGUUGGGAGAGGUGCUGGAGGUCGACACGGAUAGUAGAGGGAAGAUAUGGGGGGAUUUCAUUAGGAUUCACAUAAAUCAUGAUGUAGAUGAACCCCUUAGAGAUAGGAUAAAAUCUAGAGAUAUUCCUAGUGAAAAGGUGUUUUCCCUAGAGGUUAAGUAUGAGAGAGUGCCUCGAUUCUGUGGCUAUUGUGGUUAUCUUGGGCAUGGCCAACGCGACUGUAAGUUGCCGGAGGACCUCCAUGAGAUGAGGUUCACGGCAACAAUGCGAGCCUCCCCUUAUAAGAAAAGCAACAGUAGAGGGGGCUAUGUGGCUCCGGUGGCGAACAGCGCUCGCCGCCUUCUGAGUUUUGGGAGAGAAGUCCAGAGAGAGAGAAGCUCACACCGGAGCAGGACGAACCAAGAGAAGAUCCCCGAAGAGGUGCUGCUGAACCCACAAGUGCAGCCUGCCAUCGCCGCUGUUAGUGCACUCAAGGUCUCCGAUGAUGGUGGCUCAUCCAGAGUCCAGACACCUCCAAGGCCGACUAUGCUGCCAAAGUCCAAGGGGGGGAGGCCUAGUGAGGCCAAGCAAUCGGGUGCUGAUGGCGUCCUUACAGAGGAAGAGGGCAUAAAAUUGGCUCUGAGCCUGUCCCCUCCAUUUCAAGCGACAGACCCGGAACAGAUCGAUGGCGACACCGUAGCUGCUGCAAUGGAGGCCGCUCCUGGCCUUGCUGAGGGAAUUACGCCUGUGGCCAACCUCGACCCCGGUUUGGCUUAG